AUGCUUUCUUACAUCGACCCAACUUCCUGGAAGGAUAUUUACGGCCACAAAGCCACAGCUUUCCAAAAGGCUCCAGAAUUUUAUGGGAAAGACAUCUUUGGAGAUCCAGCUGGUAUAAUCCGAGCGGACGACAUCAGUCAUGCCCGCCAAAGGAGGUUGGUGAGCCACGCUUUUAGUGAUAAGUCGCUCAGAGAUCAAGACAAGUUGUUGAAGGGCUAUGCCGCAAUACUGGUUGAUCAAUUGGCCAAGAUAGCCGGAGCCCCUGAUAAUGAAACGAACAUGCUCUCAUGGUACAACUUUAUAGCUUUUGAUGUCAUGGCAGACUUGACCUUCGGUGAAGAUCUCGGCCAGCUCCGAAACUCGACAUACAAUGACUGGGUCGGAUCAACAUUUUACGUUGCAAAGUUCCUCGCGCUCAAUGGCAUAAUCAAUGCAUGGGGUCUGGCAGGAGUGCUCAAUCUAAUCAUGCCAGCUAGUCUCAAAGCAAAGCGAGAUCAUCACAAAGAGUUCGUGGUAGAAAAGGUUGAUCGGCGCUUGGCGCAGAAUACCACGAGACCCGAUAUCUGGACGUACGUGAUGAAGAAGAGCAAAGAUGGGGGUGAAACACUGUCAACCACGGAAAUGCACAACAACGGCUCCACCUUCAUGGGUGCGGGUACUGAGACAGUCGCCACGGAGCUGUCUGGUUUGACUUACAUGCUCCUGAAGAAUCCGGAUAAAAUGCAUCGCCUAAAAAGUGAAAUCAGGGGUGCAUUCAAGCAUUUGGACGACAUGACGACGACGAAGCUCAGCCAACUGGAGUAUCUACAAGCAUGCAUUGACGAGGGCUUACGCCUGUAUCCGCCCCUGCCUACAGGUGGUGCGAUGCGUUCUCCGAGAAACUUCAAGAACCCAGAUACCUUUGCGCCAGAGCGAUUCUUGCCUGAGGGCGCGGAAGAGUAUGCGUCGGACAGGAAAGAUGGGCUGAACCCUUUCUCGUUUGGACCAAAGAACUGUGUGGGGAAGAACCUCGCAUACCAUGAGAUGCGUUUAGUGCUUGCCAGUGUGCUUCUGCAUUUCGACUUGGAGCUCAGUCCGGAGAAGGGUAAUUGGAUGGAUGAUCAGCAGAGCUUCAUUCUUUGGGCCAAGACGCCGUUGAUGGUGAAGCUCAAAUUAGCUACCUGAUGAACGUGGAUGGCACUAUGUAUGCAGGUCUCCACCCGCGAGGAAGCGCAUUUGACUCCAACUGCGAUGUUUGGUUGCGCAUGCAUGAACCGGUACACAACUUAUGGAAUAAACAUAUGCAUUUUCGCGAAGCUUAUGAAUUGGUGUUUGUGUAGCUAACAAAGCCUCACUCCCUAUAGGGACGAUAGCUUUCCUAAAGACUACCUACUUACUACAAUCGACUACACCACCAAAAUGACCAA
Molecule: messenger RNA, 1406 nt
Organism: Parastagonospora nodorum SN15
Lineage: Eukaryota; Fungi; Ascomycota; Dothideomycetes; Pleosporales; Phaeosphaeriaceae
Exons: 6
Coding region: 1-1164 (387 amino acids)
Molecular function (GO): oxidoreductase activity, acting on paired donors, with incorporation or reduction of molecular oxygen; heme binding; iron ion binding
Source: RefSeq, a predicted model, not a curated record